AUGAAGGAAUUUUCACAAUUCAUGACGGAAAAUUCCGAAGAAAUUGUCUCGCUAGCAGCCAAGGACAACAUUAAUUUGUCUUUUAUACCGCCUUAUUCGCCUCAUUUUGGUGGUUUAUGGGAGGCGGGAGUGAAGUAUUGUAAGCAUCACCUACGACGAGUUGUAGGUAAUUCACACUUAACUUACGAGGAAUUCAGCACGGUAUUAGCACAGAUAGAAGCCGUCCUGAAUUCCCGUCCUAUACACCCAAUGUCCGCAGAUCCAAACGAUCUUCGUCCACUCAGCCCUGUUCAUUUCCUCAUCGGCCGACCGUUGACCGAACCAGCCUGCAGCGACCUCACGACGACGGCAUCACACCGACUGACGCGCUAUGAUCGAGUGGAACAAAUCCGACAACAAUUUUGGCAGAGGUGGUCUAAGGAGUACAUAUCCGAAUUGCAGACGAGAACUAAGUGGAAAACGGACAAGGAAGACAUCGUACCGAAUACCCUGGUUCUAAUCAAAGAAGACAACCUGCCGCCACUCAAAUGGCGUCUUGGACGAGUGCAGCAAACAUUUCCUGGCAAGGACGGCAUAUCCCGAGUAUCUAACCUCAAAACGGCGACUGGGAUUGUACAGCGGGCAUACUCAAAAAUCUGCCCACUCUUACAUAAUGCAGAGGACUACAACGAGAGUCUCACAACACACAUAUCGUAA
This is a messenger RNA of Bombyx mori (domestic silkworm), 696 nucleotides long. RefSeq lists its product as uncharacterized. The record is from RefSeq and is a predicted model, not a curated record. Gene Ontology annotation, molecular function: nucleic acid binding. NCBI's taxonomy places the organism in Eukaryota, Metazoa, Arthropoda, Insecta, Lepidoptera, Bombycidae. The transcript has a single exon. Bases 1 to 696 code for a protein of 231 amino acids.